Messenger RNA from Moneuplotes crassus, 1969 nucleotides. The record is from the annotation of a GenBank genome assembly. Lineage: Eukaryota; Ciliophora; Spirotrichea; Euplotida; Euplotidae.
UUUUUAUUGAAAUAAUAAAAUGAAAACUCCGAGCUCUUCAAACUAUAAAAUUCCAAUUUCAAUGUCAUCCCUGAAGGAUAAAGACCCUGUGCAUAUAAAAGGGAAGGGGAAAGAGUUUAGAAGCUCAUUUUUCCCUUUAAAUUCCUUACUCUCUCAUAGUGGGAAAGCUAGCCAGUCUUCAAACAGACUUAGCAUUCAAACAGUGCUUAAGAAUAUGGACUCAAACCGGAAAGUUUCAAAAUUAUUCUCUGGUAUGACAAUCACAAGUGUGGGAAAUUCAAAAUAAUAAAAACCUUAAGACAUAUUUCAAAACAGAGAAUAAUAAUGAAAUAAAGGCUACUAAGCAUAACAGAGAUUUUGAAAGAUGGACUCUUGACCAGCGCUUUCAAAAGAAAUCAUCCUCAGCGAUGUCGCUUACGAAAUAUCUCAAAUAACUGCAGAACUAAGAAGAUAAAGUGUCAGAAUAGUAACAAGAAGGUUGCGUUUUACCCACAGGAAAAGCCAAAUAGUAGGAAUGCGAGUUCAAUGACCAACUUACAUUCAAUCUCUUUGCCCAAUUACGAUCAGCCAACUCUUUCUACUAAGGAGUUGGGCAAUAUUUUUGGGUUUGCUGCCAACACUAAUCAAGGAAUCAAUCGAAAUUAUAAUGAAGACAGAGUCAGCAUUAUUAUAAACGCAGCUUGUCCUAAGAUCCAAGACCCUCAGAUGUGGCCAAAGACCCACUUUUUUGGUGUCUUUGAUGGACAUGGAGGGCAAGGAUGUGCAGAAUUUCUAAGGAAAUCCCUCCAUAGAAUUCUGUAUACAGAUCCUUGAUUCCCUGAGAAUCCUAAAAAGGCAUUAUUAAAUGCCUUUAAGAAAGCAGAGGGCUUGUUUUAUGAGAAAAUACGUAAACAGAGUAACUUCGAAAUGUCUCAUAUUUCUGAUACCUCAGGAUCCUGCGCCAAUGUGGCCCUAAUAGUUGGAGAUGUGUGAUAUGUAGCUAACCUCGGUGACAGCCGAGCAAUUUUAUCCAUCAACUCAGGAAAGUCGGUCAAAUGAAUGUCAAUAGAUCACAAGCCAAGUUGAAAAGAUGAAGCUGAUAGGAUAAAUAAAAAUGGAGGUUCUACUUAUCAAACUCAACUACAAAAGGAUGGUCUAAAACUUGGUCCAGUACGGAUCCUUCCUGGAAGAUUAUCAGUCUCGAGAGCUUUUGGAGAUAUUGAGGCUAAAAACCCCCUUCUUGGAGGUAAUCCAAAAGUGUUAAUAUCUACACCAGAAAUACAGACUUUUAAACUCAGCAAGAAAACUGAUUUUCUGUUACUGGGAAGUGAUGGAAUUUUUGAGAAAUGCAGUAAUUCUUAUCUCUCAAGAGUUGUAUGGAAGACCCUUAAGUCAAAAGAAGGUCUUAAUAAGUUCAAUCUUCAUGAAUGCCUAGGAGAAUGAGUGGAUAUGGUACUGAAAAAGAGUAUAUUAGCUGGAACUCUUGACAACAUCAGCUGUGUUAUUAUUGCUAUGAAUAAUCUAUUAGACAGUAUAAUCUGUCCACCUCAGAAAAUGAUGAACCUCCCUCAACCGUUGCCUGAAUCACUAACCUUGGACAGUAAUUUCCCUCGAGGAUUUUGUAAGACUUAUUCCCAGACCUAACAAAGAAAAUGCUAAAGAAUCUGUCAACAUAAAGCAGGUUGAUAAAAACCUAUUAAACCUAUUUGAGUCAUCAAAAUAUUCACAGAUAUUAAAGUCUUCUCCAAAAUUUCGAAAGAGCAAGAUCAGUGCUUCUACAAAGAUGAUCAAGCCAAAGAGGGGCAAGAAGAACAGGCUGUCAAAAAUCAACUUAAGAAAGAGCAAGGAUAGAAAGGAGCAGAAGCCAGGCUUAGGCCCUACAAGGUCCUUAAAGAUAGCCAAAGCAUCAACUUCUUGUAAAAGAAUGGAAGCUAAGUAACCAUAUUUUCAUCAUUAUUGUAAGAUAUAAAUAUACUUGGAAUAUUCUAUC